AUGUUAAGAUCAGCUUUCGUGAGGACUAAUAAUAGAUUGCCCAAGAUUGCCAGCUCUGCUGCUACUUCUGGUAGUGCUGCUUUUUCAAGAAACACAUUAAGUCCAAGUUUACGCACUUCUUCAAUUAGACAAUAUGCUGCAUCUGCUGUAGGUGUUGCUAAGACGCUAAGAUCAGAUGAUGGCCUUUCUAUUGAGACGCACACAGAUGUACAGGCUGCUAAUAAAGAACAAUCAAAUAUUCGUACAGCUAGUAAAUCUAUAAUGAGUACAGAGGAUGGCAUUAGUUCGGGUACUACUGCUUUAAACCAUGCUUAUAGAGAGAAUACUGGCUACGGUACUAGACCUAUAUAUUUAGAUAUGCAAGCUACGACGCCAACUGAUCCUCGUGUCCUGGAUACAAUGUUGAAAUAUUACACAGGGUUAUAUGGUAAUCCGCACUCAAACACACAUUCUUAUGGUUGGGAGACCAACAAAGCUGUUGAAGCAGCAAGAGAAUAUGUUGCAGAUGUUAUUCAUGCUAAUUCAAAGGAAAUUAUCUUUACAUCAGGUGCUACAGAAUCAAACAAUAUGGUUGUUAAAGGUGUAGCUAGAUUUUAUAGUAAGACUAAGAAACAUAUUAUUACUACAAAGACUGAACAUAAGUGUGUCAUAGAGGCCGCAAGAGCGAUGAUGAAUGAAGGGUUUGACGUUACAUUUUUAAAUGUAGAUGCAAAUGGGUUGGUUGAUUUGAAAGAAUUGGAAGAUGCCAUUAGACCUGAUACAUGUCUAAUCUCAGUAAUGGCUGUUAACAAUGAAAUUGGUGUUAUUCAACCACUGAAGGAAAUAGGUGCUAUUUGUAAGAAACAUAAGGUUUACUUCCAUACUGAUGCAGCUCAAGCGUAUGGUAAGAUUCCAAUCGAUGUGAAUGAAAUGAAUAUCGAUCUUCUAUCUAUUUCUAGUCACAAGAUCUAUGGUCCAAAAGGUAUUGGUGCCUUGUAUGUUAGAAGAAGACCAAGAGUGAGAUUAGAACCACUAUUUUCAGGUGGUGGUCAGGAGAGAGGUUUAAGAUCUGGUACAUUAGCGCCACCAAAUGUAGCAGGUUUUGGUGAAGCGGCAAGGAUUAUGAAACAAGAAUACGAAAACGACAAAAAACAUAUUGAAAGAUUAUCCAAGAAAUUAGUAGAUGGUCUAUUGGCUAAUGAUCAUACCAACUUAAAUGGUUCUGCAUUACAUCGUUAUCCUGGUUGUAUCAAUGUCUCGUUUGCGUACGUUGAGGGUGAGUCAUUGUUAAUGGCUCUAAGAGAUAUUGCAUUGUCUUCCGGUUCUGCCUGUACUUCAGCCUCUUUAGAACCUUCUUACGUUUUGCACGCUUUAGGUAAGGAUGACGCCAUGGCUCAUUCUUCUAUUAGAUUUGGUAUUGGUAGAUUUAGUACCGAAGAGGAAGUAGACUACGUCAUUAAGGCUAUAUCUGAGAGAGUUAAGUUCUUAAGAGAACUAUCUCCACUAUGGGAAAUGGUCCAAGAAGGUAUUGACCUAGACUCUAUAGAAUGGUCAGGCCAUUAA
Molecule: messenger RNA, 1542 nt
Organism: Maudiozyma saulgeensis
Lineage: Eukaryota; Fungi; Ascomycota; Saccharomycetes; Saccharomycetales; Saccharomycetaceae
Source: the annotation of a GenBank genome assembly